Penaeus vannamei (Pacific white shrimp) is the source of this 2292-nucleotide messenger RNA. NCBI's taxonomy places the organism in Eukaryota, Metazoa, Arthropoda, Malacostraca, Decapoda, Penaeidae. The record is from RefSeq and is a predicted model, not a curated record.
CCUGUAGGGUACGGAGGCUACGGAGGCGGAAGCUCCCACAAGGGACACGGAGGCUACGGAGGCUCCCACUACGACCAGGGAGGCUACAAGGGCCACCAGGGAUACCACGCUGACAAGGGCCACAAGGGCAGCCACUACGGCGACCACGGCAAGGCGCACUACAGUGGUUACCAUGGCGACCAUGGCAAGCACUACAAGGGCCACGACGACAAGCACAAGUACUACGGCGACGCCCACAGCGGCAAGAAGGGAGGGAAGGGUCACCACUACGGCUCCAAGGGUCACCACGACAAAGGUCACAAGGACAAGGGCUUCAAGAACGUGUACCACAAGGAGGAGUACGGCCACACCAAGAAGUUCUACGACGACAGCGACAAAAAGAAGUACCACAGCAACUACGACGACCUCGAUACCUACUUCAAGGCACACAAGGGCAGCGACUACAAGGAGGCCACUACAAGGGCGGACACCAUCACGAUGCCCAUGGCCACAAGGGGCACCACGAGAAAGGGCAAAUACCACGACGACCAUGCGGGCCACGAUGGCCACUACGGAGACAAGGGCCACUAUGGCCACAAGAGUUCCUAUGGCGACCACGGUGGACACAAAGCUCAUUAUGGUCACGAUGAUCAUAAAGGGUAUGGCCAUGGUGGACACGGAGGCGGAUAUGGACACGGUGACCAUGGUAGUGGAUAUGGCCAUGGCGGUGGUUAUGGUCAUGGUGGCCAUGGUGGAUAUGGUCAUGGACUCGGAGCUCCACUUCGACUCGAAACAUUCUCCCCUGUGUCAUUAACGACCCCUCCCCCCCUCCCCCAGGCUACGGCGCCCACUCCACCGUCCAGGUCGUCCACCAGGCGGCGCCCAAGAGCUUCGAGUCCUUCGGCAACUUCGCCUUUGCAGGACACUGAGGCCCUGACGAAUGAGUUGAUUUGCAAUUGCAACUCGUGUCAAGGCGAGUUACCAUCUCUUGGUGAAUCCCACUCGGCGAUCAAAGACUAUAUGCGAAAGAUAGGAAAGCAUGGCAAAAGUCUGCGAGCCCCAACGAUCUUCAACGCCGCCGUGCUGAUGGCGGUGGCACUGUCGCCCUCCGUCAAGGGGGAGCGGAGAGGAGGCCGUCCCUCCCCAGGACGACCUUCCGCAGGAGAGCCAGCAGUCCGUCGUGGCCAAGGACGACCUCCAAGCCUCUGCUACGGGGAGUGCUGUGUCUGUGUGUCGCCGUUUUUCCUCCUGUCAUUCUAUUCAUGCAUCGAAUAUCAUAACAUCUUUGUUGCUACUCUGCGAAGAUACGGAGGCUACGGAGGCGGAAGCUCCCACAAGGGACACGGAGGCUACGGAGGCGGAAGUUCCCACAAGGGACACGGAGGCUACGGAGGCUCCCACUAUGACCAGGGAGGCUACAAGGGCCACCAGGGAUACCACGCUGACAAGGGCCACAAGGGCAGCCACUACGGCGACCACGGCAAGGCACACUAUAGUGGUUACCAUGGCGACCAUGGCAAGCACUACAAGGGCCACGACGACAAGCACAAGUACUACGGCGACGCCCACAGCGGCAAGAAGGGAGGGAAGGGUCACCAUUACGGCUCCAAGGGUCAUCACGAGAAAGGUCACAAGGACAAGUAUAUUUCAUUAAAAUGUAAAUUGAUUUCCUAUGACACGUCGCGAGCCUUGUUCCCUCACUUGGAUCCUGCGGAGGAUUCUCAACUUAGGAUAAAAUCCUCUCAACUUAGACCUGUGGUAAAAUCGGGCUUCAAGAACGUGUACCACAAGGAGGAGUACGGCCACACCAAGAAGUUCUACGACGACAGCGACAAAAAGAAGUACCACAGCAACUACGACGACCUCGAUACCUACUUCAAGGCACACAAGGGCAGCGACUACAAGGGAGGCCACUACAAGGGCGGACACCAUCACGAUGCCCAUGGCCACAAGGGGCACCACGAGAAGGGCAAAUACCACGACGACCAUGCGGGCCACGAUGGCCACUACGGAGACAAGGGCCACUAUGGCCACAAGAGUUCCUAUGGCGACCACGGUGGACACAAAGCUCAUUAUGGUCACGAUGAUCAUGAAGGGUAUGGCCAUGGUGGACACGGAGGCGGAUAUGGGCAUGGUGGCCAUGGAGGGCAUGGCGGUGGACAUGGUAGUGGAUAUGGCCAUGGUGGCCAUGGAGAUGGUUAUGGUCAUGGUGGACACGGAGGUUACGGCGCCCACUCCACCGUCCAGGUCGUCCACCAGGCGGCGCCCAAGAGCUUCGAGUCCUUCGGCAACUUCGCCUUUGCAGGACACUGA